AUCAUCCGAACACGGUGAGCGCGUCUGUGUCGCGGUGCGCGCAGUCCGGAGCGACAUGACCAGAGUCCCGCGCAACUGGCCAGACAAACAUGGAUCUUCCUAAAGCGCUGAGUUCGUUUCUUUGGAUAUUAUUACUGAGACUUUUGGAAGAAUGUCACUCCGAGGAAGUGGUGUUGCUGAAUUCUAAAGAGACGCAGGCAGAGCUGGGAUGGACGUCAUAUCCUCCUAAUGGAUGGGAGGAGAUCAGUGGUGUUGAUGAGAAGUACAAACCCAUACGGACUUACCAAGUAUGCAACGUGAUGGAGCCUACGCAGCAGAACAACUGGUUGCAGACCGGCUGGGUGGCGCGGCGAGGGGGUCAGCGUAUUUUUGUGGAGCUGCAGUUCACGCUUCGCGACUGCAACAGCAUCCCCGGAGUCGCCGGCACCUGUAAGGAGACCUUCAACCUCCUGUACGUGGAGACUGAUCGGGAUCUUGGGGGUGUGACCAGAGAAGACCGCUACACCAAGAUCGACACCAUCGCCGCCGAUGAGAGCUUCACUCAGGGCGAUCUUGGCGAGAGGAAGAUGAAAUUGAACACAGAGGUGCGGGAAAUCGGGCACCUCAACCGUAAGGGCUUCCACCUGGCUUUCCAGGAUGUCGGCGCCUGUGUGGCCCUGGUAGCCGUGCGGGUGUACUACAAGCGCUGCCUUGCCACCGUCCAGAAUCUGGCGGUCUUUCCCGACACAGUAGCUGAAGCAGCUUUUGCUACACUGGUGGAGGUGCGUGGAACUUGCGUGAACAACUCGGAGGUUGACACAGACAGUCCUCCCAGGAUGCAUUGCAGCGCAGAAGGAGAAUGGCUGGUGCCCAUUGGGAAGUGCAGCUGCAGCGCCGGGUACGAGGAGGGACACAGCAGCUGUGAAGCGUGUCCUCCUGGAUCUUACAAAAUGUCCUCCAGGCAACAAGAGUGCUUCCCCUGUCCAGCGAACAGCGUGGCAGAGGAGGAAGGAUCGGUGGUGUGUACGUGCAAAGAGGACCACUUCAGGACCCCGCUGGACACGCCGUCCACACCCUGCACGCGGCCUCCCUCGCCUCCCAGAAACCUGAUCUACACCUUGACCCAAUCCACAUUAACGCUGGAGUGGGCAGCACCCUUUGAUACCGGCGGCAGAGUGGAUUUGACCUACACCGUGGGAUGCCGGCGGUGUGUCGGGGGGCAGUGCGAGCCGUGUGGUUCGAGCGUCGGCUUCGUACCCCAGCAGGUUGGCCUUACCGAGAGGACGGUCACCGUGGUCAAUCUUCUGCCCAACACCAACUACACGUUCACGGUGGAGGCUUUGAACGGCGUGUCGGAGCUACUUCCCAACAAGAGGUUCUUCACGCAGGUCAACUUGUCUACUAGCGUUCCUGCGCCAUCUCUUAUCAGCGAGCUCCGCGCAGAGAAGAUCGAACAGAAGAGCGUAACGUUGGUGUGGAGGAAGCCUGAGUACCCCAACAGAAGCCGGACGGAAUACGAGGUCAAAUACUACGAAAAGGAACAAAAGGAUCAAAGCUAUUCUACUGUGAAGACGGCUUCUACAAGGAUCAGUGUCAGCAACCUCAAACCUGGCACCGCAUACGUCUUCCUCAUCCGCCCGUUCACCACGCCGGCCCCUUCUUCCUCCCUGUCCUCUUCCUCCCUCACCUCUUCCUCAUCUGCAUCCUCCUCCUUGACAUCGUCCUCGUCCGCUUCUUCCUCGUCUGUUUCCUCUUCUUCUCCUCCGCCCAUCGACUACGGCGCCUUCAGCGCGCCCUUAGAGAUCCAGACGCUUGGCGAGCUGGCCCUGGCCUCCAGCGAGCAGAGUCCGGUGGUGAUCAUCAUCGUCGUGUCUGUCACCGCUCUCAUCACGCUGCUCUCACUGGGUAUUGGACUGUUCAUCUGGAGGAGACAUUGUGGCUACAGCAAAGCCUCACAAGAAGGAGAAGAGGAACUCUACUUCCAGUUCAAGAUACCCACGCGGCGGACUUACAUCGACCCUGAGACCUGUGAAGACCUGCUGCAGGCUGUACAUGCCUUCGCCAAAGAGCUGGAUAACUCAAGCAUUAAGAUAGAGAGGAUCGUGCAUUCAGGUGACUUUGGAGAGGUGUGUCGUGGAUGCCUCAAGCUUCCAAGCAAGCGAGAGCUGCCUGUGGCUAUAAAAACGCUAAGAGCGGGAUGUUCCGAAAAACAACGUCGCUCCUUCCUCAGCGAAGCCGGCAUCUUGGGGCAGUUUGACCAUGCGAAUAUCAUCCGACUGGAGGGAGUUAUCACUCUGGGCAACACGAUGAUGAUCAUCGUGGAGAGCAUGGCCAACGGAGCCUUGGAUUCCUUCCUUCGAAAACACGAAGGCCAGAUGACGGUGAUGCAGCUGAUGGACAUGCUGACAGGUGUGGCGUCGGGGAUGAAGUACCUCACUGAAAUGGGCUUUGUCCACAAACGCCUCGCUGCACACAAGGUUCUUGUCAAUGCCAACCUGGGAUGUAAGGUGUCCGGCUUCCGUCCGCUUCAAGAGGACAAAAUCGAGGCCAUCUACACAACGCUGCAUGGAGGCAAGAGCGUGGUGCUGUGGACCGCUCCUGAGGCCAUCCAGUACCACCGUUUUUCCUCAGCAUCGGACGUGUGGAGCUUUGGAAUUGUCAUGUGGGAGGUCAUGUCUUAUGGAGAGCGACCGUACUGGGACAUGGGAAACCAGGACGUCAUUAAGGCCAUUGAGGACGGCUUCAGGCUGCCCGCUCCAGUUAACUGCCCUCAACAUCUUCAUCAGUUGAUGCUCGACUGUUGGCAGAAGGAAAGGACGGAGCGACCCAGUUUCAGCCAGAUACACUCUGCGCUGAGCAAGAGCAUCCGCUCACCUGACGGCAUCGGCUCCUCCACCCUGGCGCGCAGGACGCUGGGUUCAUCCAUAACGUUAGAAGAAAGGCCACUGCCGUCCUUCCCAGCAUUUAACUCAGUAGGAGAAUGGCUGGACGCCGUGGACAUGGGGAGAUACAAGGACAACUUCACAGCGGCAGGUUACUGUUACUUGGAGUCGGUAGCGCGAAUGACCGUACAAGAUGUGCUAAGCCUCGGCAUCACGUCCCUCGAGCACCAAAAGCAGAUCCUGGCUGCCAUCCAGACCCUGAGAGCCCAAGUCAUCCAAAUGCACGGCCGCGGCGUACAGGUCUGAAAACAGCAGACGCUGGCUGUUUAACACUGCUGCAGGCGGACGGACAGACAGAGGAGGGAGAAAGGACACUCUUGCAGGGUGAACAACAGAAACUCCGGUCUCAUAUUUUCUCCGGCCUCGCCUCCCUUCCACCAUCCUCCCGAGUUCCUUACUUUUCAUCCCUCGGAGACGGGCGGCGUUCCAUGCGGUUGGGAGACCUGGGAGUGAUGUCAUGUGACAUACCUCAAUCUGACUCACUGGUGCGUGGAAUCAGUGUGGGACGACACUUGAAACUUUCUUAAAAGAAGCGGAGUACUACAAAGUUUUGACAAGAAUUUCCCUUUAUGCCCACAACGAUUCGGAGCUACGUUAUUUACCUGUGGACACAAAUGUGACGUCAGAUCAGAGACUGACUCCCCCUGUUGUAGGUCAGCGCUGAUGUUAUAUCACGUCAUCAUGGGAUAUUCCUGAAGGUUGGAAUGUAAUCCUGUCUGUGGAAAACAUGAUGAGGCUUACAUUGAAUUUCUUUCCUAUCAACAGGCUUGAUAGAAGAGAGUGGUACUCUUCCGUGUUUUAGGAAUAUCCAACGGCUUUGUGCGUCAGCGGCUGACAGAAAUAUCACAAAGCGUAAUCGUUGCGUAACAUCUCAUCACCUGUUAUUUGCUGUUUGUCGGUGUCUGUUUAGGAAUGGGUGCUUCCCAUGAUUCAUAUGCAUUUAGUGAGUGCAGAGCUCUGACUCGAGUGUUAAAUCCUGGUUCCCGCCCUGUGAGGGUCCUGCGACGGAUGGUUUCCAAGUGAAACCGUGACUCAUCUUUUCCUCUUACCCUUCGGUUCCUCUGUAAGAGUCUGCGUCACCCAAUGGUCGUGACUUUUCGUUGGCUAUGAGACAUCAGCAUUACAUGAUAACCAGUGGCACCAAGCCAUCGGGGGAAAGAUGAUCUCACUUCAUACUUGACUCCAUAGACGAUGAGGAAUAGUGAGAGCAAGCAUGAGGGACAUGGGUGGGACCCAAAGUUCCUUUUAGAUGCCCAUUGUGCCCCAACCAAGGUUGCGAUCCUCAUGUGACACAGUGAAAUGAGGAUCCAGAUUUCGCAAAGAAGUUCUGCUCUGAAAAACGAACAGACGGGAAGUGGAGCUUCCACGCUUUGGGAACGUGGUACAAAUGCUUCCGGGAACGAAGGGUCACACUCCAACGCACCUGGUAACUUAUAGGACUCUGUCUGAAAGGUCAACAACUGUUUUGAGUUCAAGGGUGAACUUGACAUCGACAUCAACUUGGUUUCUUUUUUUGGAGUCACGUCUUUCUGCAACCAUGUCUUUUGAUCUGGAGUCCUACAUACUUAAGCUUUCGCAACAGAGCCAGAAAGACGACAAGUCUCACUUUUCUAAAAUGAAAUUAUGGCAAUUAUCGGGAAUAAUAUUUUGAAUGUGAACUACGUUGCACAAUUGCAUCUGAAGGUGUGUUUAAACCAUUCCUCCUCUCACGACCAAUACCUGACACUUUGCACAGACCUCUGUCUACUUCACUUUUUCAUAUAUCAUAUUUAUGUAUGGCUCAUCAAGAAGGGUCUUUUUUAUUUAUUGCGUUGAAAUGUUUAUUUACUGUAGGAUUGUGGCGUCUAUUUGUGUUAUUUAUUCGGGAAUUCGAAUGACGGCAGGACACACAGUAUCUGUGUACUGUUACCUGUGAUUUGGGAUGAGUGUAAUGCUGGACUGUGCCGUGGGUCUCUUUGGGCGUCAGUGUGAGUGAGGAGCCAAUUCAGGAUCAAAUUUUCAAAAUUCUAAAUUCUAAAAUUAUUUUAGAUCUGUUCAUUUAAAAUUAUUUAUAAAUUUUGAUUUGACUUUUUUUCUUUUUCUUUUCUUGUUUUAUGGGCGUAAAACUGCUUUUCAGAUUCAACACUUUUGACCUGUUUGUCCUGUGUGCUACUGCAAAAUUAUUUUCUCAUCACUUUUUCAUACCAACGUUUUGUCAUUCAAACAGUAUCAUUAUUAAUGAAGUGUUUUCCUGUCAUUCAUCUCGACGCACUCAAACAUACGUAACAUCAAAACAGGCUGGCACGCAACCGGACCUUGCCACAAACACUGAAUGAAACCCCCCUUUUUUGUUGCUUUUUUUUGGAUCAUUUCUGUUGAAUACUGUAAAUAUGUAUUUGAAAAGGCGAAAUCUAUUUUUAUAAUUUGUUUGAAGAAAACGUGUUGAAUAUAAUAUCUGCUCACUGUGUUUAUGUUUGAAUUUUAGGGCUGAGAAAAUAGCUACAAAAAUUCUGGUGUUUUGAAGUGAAACUGAAAGAUUGACGUUUGUUGUUUUGAGUUAGCUUUUUCUGGAUGAUUUUUACCUGUUAGAAGAUCAUUCUGACGGCUGUUGCAAUAUUGAAGUGUGUUA
Synchiropus splendidus (mandarinfish) is the source of this 5529-nucleotide messenger RNA. Its product is annotated as ephrin type-A receptor 7-like. Gene Ontology annotation, cellular component: plasma membrane; neuron projection. Bases 90 to 3167 code for a protein of 1025 amino acids. NCBI's taxonomy places the organism in Eukaryota, Metazoa, Chordata, Actinopteri, Syngnathiformes, Callionymidae. The transcript has 18 exons. Gene Ontology annotation, molecular function: protein binding; transmembrane-ephrin receptor activity; ATP binding. The record is from RefSeq and is a predicted model, not a curated record. Gene Ontology annotation, biological process: protein phosphorylation; cell surface receptor protein tyrosine kinase signaling pathway; axon guidance.